AUGUGUUACAAAAUGAAAACAUACUUGAUGAUCAAGGACAGUUGUUUAUUCAAGAAGUGGCCGGUGGAAUAUCGCUGGGACGAAGCCGGGAGCAGCACCAUCCUCCAUAGCUGCAGCACCAGCACAAUCACCGUCAACGCCCACAACUCUCAAGGCCUGCCGCCCGUCGCCCAAGAUGCUGCAGCUGGGAGCUCCAGUACAAGCAUCUUCCAAGCCUUCAAGCAUUGCUCCAGCAGGUUUGCCAGGUACGCCAUUGCCCACUCCAUCGGCCGCUGGCUGCUCUACCCUGGCUCCGUGUGCCUCUUGAACAAAGUCCAGCCAAAUUUACUGGUAAAUGGCCGGACUCGACUUAUGGAGGAUUUUCAUGGGAAACGGGCCAAGCUGAUAGCCCGCGACGGGAACGAAAUCGACACAAUGUUUGUGGACAGGAGGAAGCGGCGGACUCCUGAGAAAAAGGAGAUGCAGUUGGUGAUAUGCUGCGAAGGGAAUGGCAGCUUCUACGAAGUGGGGUGCUUUUUCACACCGCUGAGGGCCGGGUAUUCUGUCCUAGGGUGGAACCACCCAGGUUUCGGCAGGAGCACAGGGAAACCCUAUCCAGCCAAUGACAUCAACGCUAUGGAGGUGGUCAUCCAGUAUGCCGUACAUCGCCUGGGUUUUGGUCUGCCAUACAUUGCUAUCUAUGGCUAUUCUUUAGGCAGCUACACGGCCACCUGGGCUGCCAUGACUUAUCCGGAGCUGGGGGCUUUGGUGCUGGAUGCCUCCUUUGACAGCUUGCUCCCUUUGGCUAUGAAGGUAAUUAAGAAGAGCUUGAGGAGGCUGGUCAUAAAGACAGUGACGGAGCACUUCAACCUCAACGUGGCUGAAAUGCUGUGCCAGUACCCAGGCCCGGUGCUGCUGAUCCGAAGGAUCCUUGAUGAAAUCACCAGCACCCAGUUCACUUUGGAAAGCAAAAUCCCCAUUGUCAAGACCAACCGAGCCAACGAGCUGCUGGUGCAGCUCUUGAGGUGCCGUUACCCCGACAUCAUGUCUGAGGAGGAGGAGGAAACGGUGCGUAGCUGGCUUGCUGCCGACUGUCCUCAGCUAGACAACCUCAUCUACAACUACUUCUACCACGUAGAUGACGACUGGUGCCUCCGUACACUCGAGAGCUAUAAGUCCAGCCUCGGAUCAAGCUGCAGCUUCCCGUGGAAUGUCGGGAAGAACCUGACUCCCAUAAGAAGGAAACAAAUGGCCUUGUUUUUGGCCAGGAAGCACUUGAAGAAUGUGGAGACCACACACGGAAGAACAUUGCCACCGCAGGAAUUUCAGAUGCCCUGGAAGCUCUAG
Rhineura floridana is the source of this 1326-nucleotide messenger RNA. RefSeq names its product protein ABHD16B-like. Gene Ontology annotation, cellular component: endomembrane system. NCBI's taxonomy places the organism in Eukaryota, Metazoa, Chordata, Lepidosauria, Squamata, Rhineuridae. The coding region runs from base 1 to 1326 and encodes 441 amino acids. The transcript has a single exon. Gene Ontology annotation, biological process: monoacylglycerol catabolic process; phosphatidylserine catabolic process. The record is from RefSeq and is a predicted model, not a curated record. Gene Ontology annotation, molecular function: monoacylglycerol lipase activity; glycerophospholipase activity.